AUUCAGAAAACCUAUUUUGUUGCAGAAUUGACCCAAGUUUUGUCUUGUCUCACACACUGUGUUGCUUAUGGAGUCAGCGUGAGAUUAAAACAUGCAUUUUCAACGUUUGCACGAACGGGAUUUGUUCCUCCCACUGCCGAUUCGCCAACAACUACAACUCCCAGGGUUCUUUGCGCGUUUUCCAGAAUAUUGUCGAAUCUUCCGACGAGUUUGCUACGCGCAACUAUCUGCAUUUACUGCAAGCUGCGGGGACCAAACAUUGGACGCAAUUUGUGAACGCUACUUUAUUAGUUUGACCUACUGAACCAUCAUGCAUCACUUGCCCCCCACCUGCAGCCAGCUGGGUUUUCUACCAAGAAUGUGCACGUUUUCGGGGCCCACAAACCUUCCUGAAUUCGAUCUUGGAUCUACAUGUACAUCUGGCCAAUUUCAGAGUGGAACCCUGUCCAACGGAUGGGAGACGAGGUGCCUCAGGAAGCACAAGAGGAGAGUUGAUGAUGAAGGAUGCCUUGCCAAACGGAGAAGAAUAUCAGCGGAAACCGAAUUGGACCUGUCACACGUCACUGGGAGUCCCGACUGGCCUUCUCUAAACAAUUGUUCUACUUUGAGUACCCAACAAGCCAGCCAUGCUCCACCACAGCCUUGCCCAGCCACUCGCAACCUGACACCACUGCUGCCCUCUUCUUCCCCAUCCCGACCUGAGACGGCGAGCUCCUGCAUGGAGAUCGAGGCAGCUCAGAGGAGACUUCGGGAGAUUGAAAACAGAAUAACGCUGGAGGACGAUGACGAGGAUCUCGAUGUGGAGCCAGCCCAACGAAGGCCGGUGUUGGUCAUCUCGGACAGUUUGAAGGAAGGCCUGCAGCGAGGCAUCACUGACAUUCUCCCACACACAGUAGCCCAAUCUGUGUAUGUUCUAAAGAGCCAUUCCUGCAUGGAGCUGGUGUUGUGGCGGCCACCAGAGAACCCCUUCUGUCGCAGACUAAAAGGUUCCUUGCAGAAACAGAAGAAACAACAAACUGUUUUGCGACAGCCCCCCACUCCAUGUCCUUCGCCCACGCCGCACAGCACUCCCGUCGACACGCACAGCCCUCUCCUUAACUUUCCCGUCGCUGAAAGCUGUGCAGAGGAGGACAUGGAAAUGUAAGAAGGAGCAAGACUACUCAGACAUGUCAUGUUUGGGACUAACUUGCUUUCUUUAGACUUGUCGGAAUGAUCCGCUGCUUUGGUCACAUUUUGCAACUUGAGUGAAAUCUGUCACAACCUGCUUCAUAGCAAAAUUCACACAGCCUGUGUCAGGGUAGAGGAAUUGAUUCUCUUACCAAUUCUAAGCAUUUGCCAAAGUCUAGUAAAUUGUUUACAUUACACCGGCAGGUGUAUUUUGAUGAUCUUUUUUUUUUUUUUUUUUUGCUUUUUGGUAAUCUGCAGAGCACAACCCCUGAUUUUUGUUCCCUUUUGCCGUCAUAAAUAGGAACAUGAUUCCUCCCAAUGCUAAUAUACAUGACCUUGUACUUGUGGUUGAAGGAUCAUAUUUCUAUAUUGCUUAGCAAAUGUGCUAUUCGAGUUUACGAAAUCUUGGAAAUUUCUCUUUUGAUUGGAUUUGUGUUUUUCUGCAUGCUCGCAGCACUGAGACAUUUUUCCUUUGUAUUUGUUUUCGAGUAAAAUGAUGCUUCGUUCUUUUGUUGAAAACGUGUGCUGUACGUGUGGAAAAAUCAACCAUCCUCUGAUACGUGACACUAAUCCGGAUUCUGGUUCAUAUAGAUGACAAAAUGUUUAUUGCAGAAGUUGAAUGUAUCUUUGUGUGGUUUAGCCUUUACAACUUAACAUGAUGUAACAUUUAUGAGCAUAUAAGGGAUUCCCACAAAGAAGAGCUUUAUGAGAUUUCAGUGAAAUCUGUAAACCUCUGCAAUGUUAAACCAUAAAACCUCAACACGGAGGAAAGUUCAAAAGAUGACUAAA
Messenger RNA from Syngnathus typhle (broad-nosed pipefish), 1956 nucleotides. RefSeq names its product coiled-coil domain containing 117 (gene ccdc117). Bases 311 to 1144 code for a protein of 277 amino acids. NCBI's taxonomy places the organism in Eukaryota, Metazoa, Chordata, Actinopteri, Syngnathiformes, Syngnathidae. The transcript has 6 exons. The record is from RefSeq and is a predicted model, not a curated record.